This is a messenger RNA of Sycon ciliatum, 4914 nucleotides long. RefSeq lists its product as uncharacterized. The coding region runs from base 338 to 4198 and encodes 1286 amino acids. NCBI's taxonomy places the organism in Eukaryota, Metazoa, Porifera, Calcarea, Leucosolenida, Sycettidae. The transcript is spliced from 6 exons. The record is from RefSeq and is a predicted model, not a curated record.
UCAAGUGGCCUUUUUAGUUUGUUUUAUCGGUUGUUGUCGUAGCCGCUGAUCCGACAGUGCUUGCUCUCAGCCUCUAGUCUGUCUUGUGAUGACUGCUGGUGAUCGCGAGGAGGUGACGAUGGUACUGGCAGCACGGUCUGCAUUGCCUAACAUCGUGUGCUGGUGUAUGAAUGAUCGCUGGACCAGUCCGUGCAACCGCCUUCUAAGUUCUAUCCUGUAUUUCUGACUGCUGUUGAGCGUUUCUGCUGUUGUGGAGUCUAAAAGAAGAACAACAGCAUACUGGUAACUGUGUGUGUGCGUGUGCCGGUCCGUAGAUCCACAUACUGUCGCGGUAGUGAUGGCGGGGAGUAUUGUGCGACCUGCCCUUGACCCACAAGUGGUGAUGAGCGACUCGAAGUACUUGAGAGCGAGGCAAGCCGACGGGCGCAUUCGGCGUGAGUUGGAGGACUUCCGACGAGAUCCACCACCGGGUAUCACUGCUAGGCCAGCCGAAGGCAGUUUUCGCCGCGUGUAUGCAACGCUGCAGGCACCAGAAGGCAGCCCGUAUGAAGGUGGAGUUUUUCACUUGACAUACCACUACACCAGAGGGUAUCCAAACGAUCCACCAGAAGUGAAAUUCACAACGAAGAUCUUCCAUCCCAACAUCAACAGCAAGGGUGAGAUAUCCUUGAACAUCCUGACUUCCGACGGAUGGUCUGGCCGACUCGACCUUGCGAUCGUUCUUCUGUGCAUCCAAUCCAUCCUGGACGAUCCACUAGCAGAGGACCCGCUAGAAGCAGAGAUAGCACGACUCUACAUGUCAGACCGUGUGCUGUACAAUGCGACUGCGAGAGACUGGACAAUCAAGUAUGCUGUGGACAAUGACUAUUGUCUGGACGACGGUGGGACGACACGCUCUGCGAAGAGAUUGUUUCCAGCGUAUCUGAAGUGGGAUGCUCUUCAAGAAGAAUUCGAAGUUCCAUUUCUUCGUGUCAUUCUCAUUGGUGAAACUGGUGUGGGGAAGACAAGUUUGGUGAGCUCGCUGCAUGAUGAGGCAAUCCCCACCGGCCGGGCUGACAAUAGCACUAUCGGAACGGACAUCAACACGUUUCUCAUAGACGGUGACAGCGGCAGUAUAUUACACAAUAGCCACGCCCAAGGGGAAGAAGGGCUGAGAGAAAGAAUUGCAGAUAUCCUGAGGGGCUCUGCUGUCUUGGGUAUGCGGUCUGAGUCGGUCGUUCGCAUGCUCAAAAGAUCAUAUGAUUUUACGAAUGAUAUUCGCUUGCAACAAUUUAUCUGUCUUUCACUAUCUAUUUGCUGUGCUGUAAUACAAGUGUGUGCUUUCCCUACUCUAAAUACUGCAUAUAUCGUUACACUGGUUGUUUUAUCUGUCAUUGCUGGUGUCAUUUUGGGUGCCAUUGAUACAGGUUUAGCUGACAGAUCACAGUGUACAAGUGAUUAUGCUGAUGCCACCACUAUCAAUCAAUGUGCUCAUAUUCGUUUCAGAAAGUAUAGAGCUUUUUGUAUUAGCAAUGAGGCAUUUGGUGCUUCUAUUACCAUGAUUACUGUUGGUGGUGGUAUUAGUCUAACCAUGGCAUAUCCCGCUAUUAUUUCUGCUGUUGUUGCUGCUGCUGGGGCUUCUACUGAUGCAUGUGCUAUUUUAACAUUUGGACAUUCUGUUGUUACAAGCGUUUUUUUUACUUUUGUUAUGUUAAGAAUUAUUCCUGGGAAUUUUUUUACUACUGUACGGGACCUUCUGGCUUUUGCAGCUGCUUGUUGUGCUACUGGUGCCGUUGCUGCGGGUGUUUGUGCUGCUGCUGCAGGUGCUGAUGCUAGUAGUGCAGCUGCUGCUGCUAUUGGUGCUGCCACGAAUUUUGGUUGGAUAUGUGCUUGUUAUAUUUGUCCUGUCAUAAGCCUUUUAGGUGCUUAUUCUGUCACUAUAUAUUAUAGGGGCAUCAACGGUGAUACAGUUUGUGUUCAUUGUGCGCCUGAUGCUGAUCUUGAAGCUGAUAUUCAUGCUGAUCUUGCUGCACACAAUGUUGCUGUUGCUGCUUCUUCUGGUGAUGAUUACCUGGCAACUGGUGUAGACAUGGCGAGUUGUGAGGAAUCCAUUCCGCCGCACAUCAUUCAGACCAUUGCCAGAAUAGUCAAUUCGCCAGGUUUCAUCUACGACGUCAGCAAGACUAUAGUACGCAAAUCGUUUCAGGCCAUAUGUGUUUGGGAUUCUGCCGGCCAGGAUGCGUAUCGAUUACUUCAGUACAUCGCUUUCGGAGCUGAUCGCACGUCUUAUAUCAUCACGUUUAAUGCCAGUCGUUCUGUGGAAAUGGAAGUCCCGGAGACCACCGUUCGUCGUCAUGGCGAGCAUCGUCAGUGUGCUACUGCCGUUCCUGGGCAGUCAAGUCUGCUGUAUAUUCAUGAUUCCCUGCAAGUGCUCAAUCAUCUGGUGCAGAGCUCCAGCAUGCGAGUGUUUAUCGUCGGUACCCAUAUCGACCUGCGUCACAACCAUGGCGGAUCCUGUCGAACGCUAGAGGAAGAAAAGAAGGUGAUCAUGGACAGCCUUCAUGGCACGCCGUAUCGGCACUUAGUCAGCGAAGACGAUAUCUUGUUUGUGACCAACACCUUCUCAGGAAAGGUUUGGCCUGGAGAUCCUGGGCUCAAGGCUCUACGAAGCAAGUUGCUUGAAGAGAGCCGCCACCAAGACAAGAUACCUGCCGCACGCCUUCAAGAAAUAUUGGCACUCCAGCAGCUCUCAACCGACUCGGAUCUCCCACGUCCCUGGAUAUCACGACGUGAACUGUUCCAACUGUUCUGCCAAGUCGGUAGCAUGCGUGACCCUGGCGAGCUCAACUCAGCAUUAGAGUUUCACCAUGGCCUUGGAACGACGCUGUUCUACCCGACAUCUGACGUAUUGCGUGACAUCGUCAUUGUCCAAGUACCAUGCGUUGUGAAGCUGGCAGCCUGUCUAAUCCAGCCGGGUGUCGAGCUCAAGGAUUUCACCGAAGAUCCACCCACCCGUGAAGAUCUGUACUUGCACAAGCACGGCUUCAUCACAGUUGCCAUGGCAAUGCGACUUUGGCGAGAAUACAGUCCUCCUCGGCUGUAUGAGCUAAUGAAGAAUGAUGAGCAGCGCAAGGUUUUCCUUCAGCUGAUGGAGAAGCUGUGUGUGCUGUGUAACGUCGGCGAGAUCGACACGGUCACAAGCAGUAUCAAGGAGAUCUUUCUCAUGCCGGCAGUGGCGGAACUCACCUCUAUUCCUGUCUUGCACGAUGUGCUGGUCUCGGAGGCAAUUCUACUGGUGACGCGGAAUGCUGAUCAUUUCCCACACGCCAUCUUUCUCCUGCUGGGUGUUCUCUGCAUCACACGGCACAACAAGCGCCUGAUCAACGCCCGCAUGAAAUGCAGCGCAUGGAGGAAGGUUGCUCUGUCCAAGCACUGUAUGCGGCUACCCUGGUGCAUCGAGAGAGGCGAGUGGAUUCUGCUAACCUACAUGAAGUGUGGCAUCCGUAUCCAAAUGGAGUCUAUCGACCAGAGUCGAGUGUUCGGCCCUGGUGAAGGCACGGAAGUUCUGCGUCAGAUUCGGCAAUGGCUGUCAGACGUGCAAGCUACAACCAAUCUCCGGCUGGAGCUGAAGGAGGCAGCGGCAUGUGGCUGUGGCAGUGUUGACAACAGCGGAGCACUGUGUAUUGUCCAUGGUCAUGACAAGUGUACCCUGCGCACUGCCGACAGUGCAUGUUUCCACGUGGUGGAAGGUUUCCACUCGGGAACCAUCCCAUGGUGUCCAGUUACCGACACGGAAGCUAACAUCUCCAAUCAACUUCUGGAGUUCUGGUUGUCAUGGAGACAGGACGAACACACUCUGCUAGUACGCACCUGCGGCCAAGACACUAUUUCUUCAGAUCAAACUGGAUUCCAGUCCAUCAGCUAUGUGCGUGACAUUCACCCGUGGCUCUGCAGUCUGGAAGCGGUUGAUUUGAGACUUGCUGUUCAGCGUGAGGGUCUCCUGACUCUUGACCAAGUACAUCGUCUGGAGGAUGUCCGCAGCACACACAGCAAAGAGAGGCACAACAGAGACGUGUUGUGCAUUGUGGAACCGCAGGGCACUGACGGGUUCAUCAAGCUCUACAACGGUCUAUCGAGAGAACUCGCCAGCAUUGGUGAAGGUCUGCAGAUGAUGAAAGCUGUGAUUCCCGUCGAUCAACAUGCUCGUCUGGAAUCCUGAAUGAAACGUUCUAACGUUACGAGCUGGUCAAGUACAGUUCAUGCCUAGGAUUAGAGAGUUUUAAGACAAGUCUUCUGUACCAGGAGGCAGUGACAUGCCGGUGUGGCAGUGUUGACAACAGUAGAGCAUUGUGUGUCAUUCAACGUAGCAGUAUAACUAUUUUCACAUUCGGCCUUCAGCCGAGUCUCACGCGAACCGUGAUUAAUUAUUAUUAUUAUUUUUUUGCGAACUGAGUUUCAUGUGUUCACAUACAGUGUGAGUACAUCAUUGUGAGAUGAUUAAUUUUAAUUGCCCUGCAAACAUGUCUUUGCUCGUCUGAAAGCCGUUCCACAGUCGACUGCAGUCACUGAGUCAGGCCCUAUCACACGAAUUCUAUUGUUUCUUUCCAAUGGCCAGACUGUGUGUCCGUGACAACAGUGGUGCUUCUAUUAUGAUGUCAUUAUGACGUCACCGUAGUCUGCCUUGAUCCUUGAGAGAUAUGCAGUGGAUUGAACUUGAGCUCAACUACUUUAUACCUUGAAGAAUGCAUAAUUAUCAUUCAUAACGCUAUUAUACUUGCCAGGAAGUUUCUGGAGUUGUUCCUUUUGCGCUCGUCAUUGGUCACUUUAUUUAAUCUUGCCUUUUUCCUGCAAAUAAUUUGAUCGGUUUUUCAUCGAUCAUUCACCAUCCUCUACUUUGGAACUGUGAUAGCACUGUUGGUUCGUGGUGAUCAGAGA